AUGCAUGCCGCCGGCACUCCCCAUGUGGCGCCGGUCUGGUUCCUUUGGGAUAACGGUCGGGCUUUGGUGAUGGCCGACAGAGCGGCGGUCAAGGUGCGAAACAUUCGCCGCAAUUCUGCCGUGGCCCUAUGCGUCUCCACCGCGGAUCACCCCUAUUCUUUUGUGACCAUCGAGGGCACGGCCAACAUCACCGACAGCGGGCUGGAUGACAUGGUGCGCAGGACAUGCGUCCUUUACGAGGCAGACGAGCGAGGCGCCGAGUUCGCCGCGGAACUUCUGGCAGACGAACGGUUGACCCUGAUCGUCAUUUCCCCCGGUCGUUUUAUCUCUUGGAAAGAGGACGACGAAUAG
Molecule: messenger RNA, 351 nt
Organism: Geodia barretti
Lineage: Eukaryota; Metazoa; Porifera; Demospongiae; Tetractinellida; Geodiidae
Source: the annotation of a GenBank genome assembly